Charadrius vociferus (killdeer) is the source of this 558-nucleotide messenger RNA. It is a transcript of the gene CCDC43, whose product is annotated as coiled-coil domain containing 43. NCBI's taxonomy places the organism in Eukaryota, Metazoa, Chordata, Aves, Charadriiformes, Charadriidae. The record is from RefSeq and is a predicted model, not a curated record. Bases 1 to 501 code for a protein of 166 amino acids. The transcript is spliced from 5 exons.
AUGGCGGAGGUCUGGUUCCUACACAACUUUGAAGAAGAUCUCUUAAACGAUGUUUGCAGGGAAGUAGUCGAGAAGUGGUCUGAAUCUCAGAUUGUUGACGCCAAAGAGAAAAAAGAAGAUGAGAUCCAGGCCAUCGCCAGCAUGAUGGAGAAGCAGGCCAGGAUUGUGGUGAAGCCAAAGGAGGUCUCCCAAGAGGAGAAGCAAAGGAAAGCCGCCCUCCUGGCCCAGUACGCCAACGUGACGGAUGAGGAGGAUGGCGAGGAUGAACAGGAUGGAUCAAUUGCGACAGCAGUAAAUAUCGGAUCGGAAAAAUCACUCUUCCGAAACACAAAUGUGGAGGACGUCCUGAAUGCCAGGAAACUGGAACGGGAGCUGCUGCGAGAUGAGUUCCAGAAGAAAAAAGAGCAAGAUAAGCUCCAGCGAGAGAAGGAUAAGCUAGCCAAGCAGGAGCGGAAGGAAAAGGAGAAGAAAAGGACACAAAAAGGCGAGCGGAAGCGAUAGCUGGGGUUUUGCAGUUGGACUCUCAAGGGAUAAAAUGAAUUAAGAAUAUGGUGUGUG